UUUAGUUUGUGGGCUGUGUGUAGUCGGCACUCUGUACAAGGCGAGGCUGCAGUCAGUGAGUGAGCGAGUGAGCAAGUGAGCUGCCGGGGCCCCAGGAGAUCCGCGUUGUGUUGUGUUGACCUCAGCUGUGUAACCAUGUUUAAAUGCGGACUCGCCUUCCCCCGCUGUCGCUGGAUCCUGCCCUUGCUGCUGCUCCUGGCCAUUAUCUUCGACAUCAUCGCGUUGGCGGCCAGCUCGGGAUGGGUGGACUCGAAAUAUCACUAUGCCUCUCUGUGGGAAGAGUUCCGCGGCAGGGAGCCAAAGUGGGAAGCGUUCGACCUCAUGAAGUUCGGUUGGGCACAGGCAACUGCGGCCCUGUUGAUCAUCGGCUUAUUACUGUUGAUCGUCUGCUUCAUCCUGUCCAUCGUGGCUUUGUGCAAAGAGCGACCUAGUCUGCUGAGAGUAAUUGGAUUCAUCCUCUUCAUUGCUGUCCUGCUCCAGUUCGUGGCGCUGGUUAUCUACCCAGUCAAGUUCACCGACGUCCUGGUCCAAAGCGGAGCUUACGAGUACAGCUGGGCCUACGGGUUUGCGUGGGGCGCCACCAUCCUGAUGAUCGGCUGCGGCAUCUUCUUCUGCUGUCUGCCCAAGUACGAGGAGGAACUGUACGGUCUGACCAAGCCCUACUACAUUUACCAGUCAAACUGAUGAUGGCCAGGAAUCUUGCAUCCUGCUGCCGUGGAACACCGCUGGUGCCUUCUUCCUGCAUCUUCAGUGACUCAUUUAGAAUGCACGAUAAAGACUCUAAUCCCUUUUAUUAGGCUCUUGCACAUGUUAUCAUUCGAUUAACUGAAUCUCACUUUAAUGCUAAAGUAGUUUGCUUCAAAUAGUUGGUUGUGGGGAGCGAGUGGGAAGAUGCAAUUGAAUGUGGAGAGGGAGCAUAAAUGUAAAAUUAGCACAAAAUGCAAUUGACAUCUCGUCUGAACUUGAACAUUAAAUGUACCUCCAUCUCUUCCCCUUCUGGUGUCUACUACAAAUAAUAUGCAUUUGGAGAUGUGUGUCUAACUGUAGGUAGCAGGAAUAUUUGGGAAAUAUCGAGUUAAGGGAGAGAUUAUUGUAAAAUAAACUCAAUUAAGGGAUGGUAAUAUAACCAGAAUUAUCGCAGAGUGGACUCAUUUUUAAAGGCUGUAAAAUAUGUAUUGGGUGAUGAAUGCUAUCGCUUUAUAUGUUUAAAUAAUCAAGUUAAAGUUAUGUUACUCAUUCAGUUUUGGGGGUUGGGAGAAGGUAUUGUACAAAUGGUAUUAGCAUUGGUAGCUUUCAACCAAGUGUUUUAUUAAACAGUCUAAAAUCUA
Molecule: messenger RNA, 1328 nt
Organism: Leucoraja erinaceus (little skate)
Lineage: Eukaryota; Metazoa; Chordata; Chondrichthyes; Rajiformes; Rajidae
Gene: perp
Product: p53 apoptosis effector related to pmp22
Exons: 3
Coding region: 136-684 (182 amino acids)
Biological process (GO): cell-cell adhesion
Cellular component (GO): membrane; cell-cell junction
Source: RefSeq, a predicted model, not a curated record